CAUUCUAUUCCACCUCUAGAACCCUAGAAACAAUGGUGGGUUUAGAAAAUGCAGACAAAGCUUCUGAAGCUUCUCUUCGAAACCCUAGAAAGAAGCGCAAACAGCGGCCUCCAAACAACCCUAAGAACUCCAAGAAGAGGAAGUCCGUUGUGAACAACAACCGCGAUGCGCAAAAUGCCAACAAUGGUAGUGAAAACAGUGCAUCGGAGGCACUUCCAUUGGAGCCCUUCAGCUUUUUUCUGGAUGAGUUCCAGACGGCUAAUGAUGUGCAGAUUUCUUCGCUUGAGUUUGAGUCCAUGAAAGAUAGAUGUAUUCUGGGUCCUCCUGAAAGUUCAGUGCAGGAUGAUAAAACCUUGGUGAAACAUAUCAAGGAAGCUUUUGGGUCAUCGUGGAAAGAAGUUCUUUGUAAAGGGAAACUCUUUGAAGGAAAGACUGAACCUGGUAGUCCUGCUGUUCUUAUAAUCAGCACAUCUGCACUUAGGUCGAUUGAACUUUUAAAGGGUUUUCGAUCGCUAACUGAAGAAUGCCAUGCUGUAAAGCUAUUUUCAAAGCACAUGAAGAUUGAGGAGCAGAGGGGGGAUGAUAAUUGUUUUCAUUUUGCUAUCAGGAACAAUUUCAAACUUUGGAUUUGGGAGAUGAAGAUACUUCAAAUAACUAUCAGAGGCAAAAGCACUGCUGAAUUUGAUGGUUUGCACGUACAGCUGUUGAAGAACCGUGUUAACAUUGCGAGUGGUACACCGAGCAGGAUUAAAAAAUUGAUUGAUACCGAGGCCUUGGGGCUUUCAAGAUUAGCAGUUAUUGUGCUCGACAUUCAACCAGAUAUUAAGGGAUAUUCUUUAUUUUCACUUCCACAAGUCAGAGAUGAGUUCUGGGAUUUGUACAAGAGCUACUUACACCCAAGAGUUGUUGAAGGUGAGCUACGAAUUUGCCUCUUUGGACCUUUACAACCUUCUCGAAAGCGAAGGAAAAAAGAACUUACCAGUCCACCAGGUACAGAGCAAGAAGAAUCAGAAAUGGAGAGAAUGUAAGUGUUGAUGAAGUAUCAGUGUACUUUCAUAAUGGGGCACACAUUUAAUCAUGAAAUCGCCUACACCAAUGUAAGCGACUGAGUAAUAUUAUAUAUAAGUGAUCGUUACAAUCAUAUAAACGAUCAAUUAUUAAAAAAAAAAAAGCAAAAUGUUGGGUUUAAUCAAGUCUAAAUACGAUCAAGUUGGUCGAAUA
This is a messenger RNA of Benincasa hispida (wax gourd), 1221 nucleotides long. RefSeq names its product U3 containing 90S pre-ribosomal complex subunit. The record is from RefSeq and is a predicted model, not a curated record. Gene Ontology annotation, cellular component: 90S preribosome; nucleus. NCBI's taxonomy places the organism in Eukaryota, Viridiplantae, Streptophyta, Magnoliopsida, Cucurbitales, Cucurbitaceae.